AAAAGCAAAAGAAAAGAAAAGCAGCAGCGGCAGCAAAGGAAAGAAAACCGCCGAUCCCUUCAUUGAUUUCAUUCAAAGAAGCAAGAACAGAACGGGCCAACCCAAAAAUAGUAAUAAUAAUAAUAAUUAUCAAGAUGCAGAGCGAUCAGAACCCGCAGCAACUUCAAGCUAUGUUAGACAAUUCUGCAAGUUUGAGCUUCAGUAGCAAGGAAGACGAUGAUAUGUCCAAAUCGGCGCUUGCGGCUUUCAGAGAAAAGGAAGAGGAAAUCGACCGGAUGAGGGCUGACCUUCAUAAUAAACUUCAAGUUCGUCUCGGCCGAGUUCAAGAAGAAUCAAGGCGUUUGGCUUCAAUUCGAGAGGAACUUGAUGCCAUAGCGGGGGAUCCAAUGAGGAAGGAAAUUGGACAAAUUCGUAAGAAAAUUGAUGCCCUAAACAAGGAAUUAAAGCCUCUUGGAAUAACAUGCCAAAAGAAGGAGAAAGAGUACAAAGAUGCCCUCGAUGCUUUUAAUGAAAAGAACAAUGAGAAAGUACAGUUAAUAUCAAAACUAAUGGAGAUGGUUGGUGAAAGUGAAAAGCUGAGGCUAAAGAGGUUGGAAGAAUUGAGUAAGCAUGUGGACAACACUUCCUAAUUUAAUUACUAAGUUCACUCAUCAGUUUUUAUUAGUUCCCUUUGGUGUUAUGUUGCAUUUUUUGUUUUUUGUUUUUUUUUUUUUUUUCAUUAAUGUUUGUAUGGGUGUUUUAAUUUAACCACUGUCAUAUGUUUUUACAUUACUUUCACUAAACAUUCUUAAUUUAGGGUCACAUAUAUGUAUGUAUUGCUUUUAACCAUACAAAUAUAUCUUGUAUCUAAACUUUUCAUCAUUUCGCCGGUAUAA
Molecule: messenger RNA, 875 nt
Organism: Benincasa hispida (wax gourd)
Lineage: Eukaryota; Viridiplantae; Streptophyta; Magnoliopsida; Cucurbitales; Cucurbitaceae
Source: RefSeq, a predicted model, not a curated record